This is a messenger RNA of Schistosoma turkestanicum, 2478 nucleotides long. NCBI's taxonomy places the organism in Eukaryota, Metazoa, Platyhelminthes, Trematoda, Strigeidida, Schistosomatidae. The record is from the annotation of a GenBank genome assembly.
AAGGUCAAAGAUGGUCUCAAAAGUAUGACUGAUCAACACCCUAUGUACAUCAUCAAAAAGCUCGGACACAUUCCAUCGGAAUUACGGACUUCGUCCUACAAGGCUUCAGAUGGAUCUCUAUGUUUCUGUACUGUGAUAGACUUUAAUCAGGGGCGCGAAUCUGGUCUUCCUUUGGAAUGUUGCUCAUUUUGUUUGCUUGAUAACAAUAUACAGCACAGCCCAGUUGUCCUGAAUAGUAAUUCACGCUUCCGCAUUCUUUUGGGUAAUGCUCCUGAUACUACUCAGUAUGGAAACCAGCAAACUUUGGGGCAGCUUUCUUUAAGAAGCUUAAUAGAAAAAAUUCUCUUUAAUUGUGCGUCUGGAGACGUGUUCAAUGUAGAGAUAGGAUCUGUUGAAAACUCUGAGAAACACAAGAAUCCAUCAACGUUUAAUUUAUCAUUACGUGUUGAUUACGUACUUGUUCCACCUAUUUGUGGUCAUUCAACUACAACAGCUACAACUACAACAAAUUCUAAUAAUACUGAACUAAUGCAAUCCGAUCCAAGAGAAAAUACUACAAUGGAUUGGAAUCCUCACUUAACUAUUCAAUGGUUAUAUCGUAGUUGGUAUUUAAAAGAACGAGGCUCUUGGUUAGUAAAUCAUCAUUUGAAAUAUUUAACCCCCGCCUCUUCUUCAGACAAUUCCAAUGAUCGUAACAAAUUAUUCCAAUACAUUUGGUCAUCGGCUUUUGCAUGUUAUUCUAGAGCAUUACAACUAGUUACACUAGCUUAUUGGGCUGAAAAGACAUGUAUGCACAAUGAUGACAACGACGCGGACGCGGACGCGGAUGCUUAUGUUGAUAAUGACGACGUCGAUGCUGAUGGCGAUGGUGAUGCUUUGCCAUCAAUCAAAAAAACUGAUGAAAAUCAUUCGAACUGUUGUGCAAAUAAUAAGAUUACUACACACAAUAAUAUACAUUGGAUUCAAAUUGUAUCAGGUGAAAAAAAAUGCAUAACUAUUAUGCGUAACAAUGAAAAUUUAUUGACUAGUUCCGAUGAUUAUAUAGAUUGGGAUUGUUUUGGUAGUAUAGAUUAUAAAACUAUUAUUCCAUUACAAUUUCAAUCUUUACGUCUUAUGUUCACUCUUCUAUCCAAUAUUGCUUUAUGUCAAUUGAAAAUUGGAUCCAACGACUAUUGUGCACGUAAUUGUUCACAUGCUUUAUAUUUGCUAUCAUGUCAAUUACCAAAUUCAUUUACUAACAAUCAUCAUUCAUCUACCAAUACUACUACUACAGCUUCAAGUGAUGAUUAUUAUCAUCAAGAUAUUAUUAAUGCGAAAUUAUUUUCACAAGAUAAAUUACAAUACUAUGCAAUGCAUUUUCAAAUUACUUAUUAUGAUAUACAUAAAUUAUUAUUUCGUCGUGCACAAGCUUAUUUUAAUCAAGGUAAAAUGGAUGAAGCCAGAAAUGAUUUGAUAAUAUGUAAUGAAUUAAUGACUAAUCAAUUAAUCCGAUUACAAAAUACUACUACUACUACUACUUAUAAUAAUAACAGUAGUAUUGACAGUAAUAACAACAAUAAUAAUGAUAAUAACAGUAAUAAUAGUAAUAAUGAAUCACAAGAGAAUAACAAUCAAAAGCCAUUAACUAUGGAAAACAAUGAUGAUCAUUAUAAACAAAUGAAAGCAGCUUUACAAGCUAGUAAAAAUUUAUUAAUCAAAGUGAAUGAUCGUCUGACACAAGAUGAAGCGGUAUUACUUGCUCGGCUAAGAAGACGAACACAACAAAUAGAAUAAUCUUCAAACUAUGAUCAAAAUGAAGUUGGAUUUACUGAAAAUUGUUUGCUCCUUUGUUUUUGUACUGCUGAGCUGAAGAAACGAUUUUUUCUUUCUGAACUGUCGAGUUCUGUGAACAGUAGCUACGCCAUGACAUUUCACUGUUCAAUUUAUUAUUAUAAUCAACUGGUUUCUGUUACACAAUACCUGAUUGAAGUCUGUCUGUCUAUCUAUCAAGUUAUUGAUUUUUUCAAACAACCUUUUUUUAUUCUUAAACAGUCCUAGUUUUUUUGUUCAGAAAUCUACUUUGUUCACUUAUCACAAAUAAAAUUGAAGUGUGUAAUCAAGUUUCCAUUGGUUAUUCUUUGUCAAGAACUAACUAACCAACACCUUCUUCAAUGUUUAUUGCAGUCAAGCAUGCGCUGAUGCUGUUGAUUGAUGUUUUUAUUCAAUGUGCUUUUGCUCGCCUUUUUAUUACUUCCAGUAACAUUGUAAAUAUUUUUUAUACAGUUAUAAUUCGAAACCAGGACUUUUAGUCUUGCUCAUGAACGCCUUACCCCUGGACCACUGAAUCGGCACCUAACGGUGUUAUUGUCUAACUUCAAUCGAUUCACGGAGUUGCGAAACCUGAUACAUUGUCUUCAGUAGUUACUACUGUCUAUGAAGUGCCUCCACAUAUAUUCGAGUUCGCUUACAUUUAAUUUGGUUAAGCCCUUUCGAUUAAUU